AUGAGGGCAUCUGGUAUGCUGCUCUUCGCCUUCGUGGCGCUGGCCUCGACAACUGGCAUACCAAAGCUCGCCAAAUAUGACGAUCUCCCAGGAAUGAUAGGAGCAUCGCAGCUCAAUCCCGUCGGUACCUACCUGGGGUUGACCUACCGCUCCUUCAACGUAUACAAGUUUGGCUUGAAGGGCGUCGCGGUGUCUGGCUUCAAACCAGAGUCCGCAGAUCAAGCGGCAGGGAACAGCAUCACUGCCAACGUGAUCACUGGCUCUCCGGCUAUCUAUCCAGCCGCGCCAUAUAAAAGCUUUGAUUUGAAGUCGCUCUACUUCGGCUGCAAUGUGAAUACCGCAACCAGUGCUGCUGGCCUCCCUGAGCAAUGCACGAUAGCAUUUACAUCCUACCUGCCCGGUAGCAAUGUAGCGUUCCAGACCAUCAACCAGCAAUUCGACCCAACAAACGCCGUGCUGUCGGACUUGACGAAGGCUGUAUUCCCGGCCUCGUGGUCCAAGAUUGGCAGGGUCUCGCUUGCGAUCGUCCAGUCGACGUCGACCACGCCCCUCGCGGCGUUCAUCAUUGACAAUGUGGAGUACAAUCUCUACACGUAG
This is a messenger RNA of Saxophila tyrrhenica, 597 nucleotides long. RefSeq lists its product as uncharacterized. NCBI's taxonomy places the organism in Eukaryota, Fungi, Ascomycota, Dothideomycetes, Mycosphaerellales, Extremaceae. The transcript is spliced from 4 exons. Bases 1 to 597 code for a protein of 198 amino acids. The record is from RefSeq and is a predicted model, not a curated record.